Molecule: messenger RNA, 664 nt
Organism: Monopterus albus (swamp eel)
Lineage: Eukaryota; Metazoa; Chordata; Actinopteri; Synbranchiformes; Synbranchidae
Gene: prr13
Product: proline rich 13
Exons: 4
Coding region: 26-664 (212 amino acids)
Source: RefSeq, a predicted model, not a curated record
CAGCUCACAAAAAAAAAAAAAAACCAUGUGGCCAAAUCAAGGUCCUUCAAACCCCAUCUACCCUCCUGCCUACAGUCCAGCUGCGCCUCCUGGCUACAGUCCAGCUGUACCUCCCCCAGGGGUCUUCCCUCAACCUUCAAAUCCAGUAUGCCCACCUGGCCCCUGCCCACCUGGCCCCUACCCAGCUGGUAUGAACCCAGCCAUGGUACCAAAUGCACCACCAGGGGCAAUGCCUUACGGAGCUCCAGGGCCUUAUUCUUAUCCUGUGGCUCCAGGAGUCCCUCCUGCAGGUGUUCAUCCAUGCCAAUACCCACACUCUCCAAAAGGGGGUCACCAUAAAGGCCACCAUAAAGAUCAUCAUCAUGGAGCGAUGGGUGGAGCAGUAGCUGGAGGAUUGGCAGGAAUGGGAAUGGGCUUGACUGGACACAAAGCCGACAAAAAGAUGAAGAAGAAGAUGAAGAAAGCACAUAAGGAGCACAAGCAUGGGCACCACAAACAUGGCAAGGAGUGGAGCUCGAUCUCACAUCACUCUUCCCUCUUCCCCGAGUCCUUUAUAAACUCUCCCCCGGGUUUCUACCCUCCCGAACCUCUCCCCUUCUACCCUUACAACCCCAACCCUCCCCCCGAUCACUUAUCAGCGCACGAGUCAGAUUCAUCUCAGUGA